GGCGAUGCCGGAUGGCAUCUAGGUAACUUUGGCGCCUGCGCAGAGGUCCCCAGCUCCCCUGUGGGUUCCACUUAGUCUUGGCGGCGGCGCUGGCUGGCGCGCUCGGAGCAGGUCGCUUGGAUUUGGUCGGACGCCCGGCUCCGCCAUGAACAGGUGCGCGGAGGCGGCGGCGGUGGCGGCCUCGGUGCCCGGCGCGGGCGUCGGGAACGCGGGGCUGCGGCCGCCCAUGGUGCCCCGCCAGGCGUCCUUUUUCCCACCGCCAGUGCCCAACCCCUUCGUGCAGCAGACGCGACUGGGGGCUGCGAGGCGCCUCCAGAUUUUCUUUCUUGGAAUUAUCCUGCUUCCAAUUCGUGUCCUGUUGGUUGCAUUCGUUUUAUUACUGGCAUGGCCAUUUGCUGCAAUUUCAACAGCAUGCUGUCCUGAAAAGCUGACCCACCCAGUGACUGGAUGGAGGAGGAAAACUGCUCAUCCAGUCUUGAAGUUUCUAGGCCGAGCCCUGUUCUUUUCAAUGGGAUUUAUUGUUACCGUGAAAGGAAAGAUUGCAAGUCCCGUGGAAGCACCAAUUUUUGUCGUUGCCCCUCAUUCAACAUUCUUUGAUGGAAUUGCCUGCAUCAUAGCUGGGUUGCCUUCUAUAGUAUCUCGAAAUGAGAAUGUGCAGGUGCCUCUGAUUGGCAGAGCCUUCAUUCCAGGAGUUCCAGUGCAACCAGUUCUCCUCAGAUACCCAAACAAGCUGGAUACUGUGACUUGGACAUGGCAAGGAUAUACAUUCAUUCAGCUUUGUGUGCUGACUUGGUGCCAGCCUUUCACAAAGGUGGAAGUUGAGUUUAUGCCUGUUCAAGUACCAAAUGACGAAGAGAGAAGUGACCCCAUCCUUUUUGCCAAUCGAGUCCGGAAUUUAAUGGCAGAAGCUCUGGGAAUUCCAGUGACAGAUCACACAUAUGAAGACUGCAGAUUAAUGAUUUCAGCGGGACAGCUAACAUUGCCUAUGGAAGCUGGGUUGGUGGAAUUUACCAAAAUCAGCCGGAAACUGAAGUUAGAUUGGGAUGGGAUUCGUAAGCAUUUGGAUGAAUACGCUGCUAUUGCAAGUUCCUCCAAGGGAGGAAGAAUUGGAAUUGAAGAAUUUGCAGAGUAUUUGAAGUUGCCUGUUUCAGAUGUCUUGAGACAACUUUUUGCGCUCUUUGACAGGAACCACGAUGGCAGUAUCGACUUCCGAGAGUACGUAAUUGGCCUGGCUGUCUUGUGCAACCCUGCCAACACAGAGGAGAUCAUCCAGGUGGCAUUUAAGCUCUUUGAUGUGGAUGAAGACGGCUUCAUAACAGAGGAGGAGUUCUCCACCAUUCUGCAGGCUUCCCUUGGGGUGCCCGACCUGGAGGUUUCCGGUCUCUUCAAGGAAAUAGCCCGGGGGGAUUCUAUUUCUUAUGAGGAAUUUAAAAGUUUUGCCCUAAAGCAUCCAGAAUAUGCUAAGAUAUUUACAACCUACUUAGACCUCCAGACAUGCCAUGUGUUUUCAUUACCAAAAGAAGCCCAAGCAACGCCCUCGGUCAUGAGUAAUAAAGUCAGUCCUGAAAGUCAUGAAGAGAGUCCCUCAGACAAAAAAGACGACUGAAAGCACAUGAUCCUAAUAAGGAAAAUGCAGUGGCUUUUACAUGAAAUUGUGCAGUUAUGGAUCGAUAGUAUUUUAUUUGUGAUUACUGAGGAAAGAUGAUGUUUAAAAUGGAAAGCUUUUUUAUAAAAGUGGUGGUCUUAUUAAAGUGCUUUUAUUCACGUGUGUGUAUCAAAUAAUAUUCCUUUUCUUUUACACUGUAUUUUGCUGUAUGGAUUGACUUACUGGAGAUAAACAUGUUUUCUGGGUUUUCUGGGUUAAUUUGCAUAUACAAAUGAAUAAAAUGGUCUCCCCAAUUGACCGAUUAGUCAACACUGUAAAAAGUUUCAAAAGCAUAGACACUUUUUAAUCUACUCUCCUCUAAAGAAAUAAAGUUGGAGUCUGUUAGCACGAAUCCCUUCCCAUUCUGGAGAUAAGAAUGAAGAAUCCGAGGAAUGGUGCAGAAUUUUAUACCUUUAACACCACAGAUUUUUCUUCGGAUUGCAUCUCAGUUUCUUGGAUCACUGAAUAUGAGGGAAUUGGAAGGAGAGCUCCGCUAAUUAGAUGAGACUUCGUAAAAACUCAUCUUCUCGAGCAUGCAUUCCUUUUGCAGAUUCCCUUAACCACUUGUUAAGGAAAUCAUACCCUUUCGCAUGAUCUACAGAUUUAGUAAAGACAACAACUAUGGCCAAAGGCUAUGUGGGAAUUGCCUUAUUGAAGGUAACAUUAAUUGCCUAAUGAGAAAAUAAAUUGUUUGCCACAGACUUUAGUUUAAUUUGAGUUGGGUAGUUGAGAAUGUAGCACUUGCCCAGUAAAUGUAUCAGAUUUGCUUGCUUUAUAUAAUAUUAGAAUUAAUCUAUUCUACCAUAGAUUAGAGUUUUAUUUUAUUAAUCGUCCUCUCAAAUUUUAGCACUUGCCUGAAAUAUCUACAGGGAAAAUACAAAAGAUUCCAAAGUAUCACCCAGCUAGGGAAUCCAAAAAUCUGCUUUAUUAAUGCAAGACCACAAUUUAACCCCCGGGCAGGAAUUUAACAGUGAUCUUUUUUCCUUUGGGUUAAGCAAUAAGUUCCUUCAAGCACCAUUUUAUUAGACAUCAUGCAUGCUUACUAGAAAGUUUCAUCCUUAAGUAUAUACGUAUAAUUGUUUACUUUUUACAUGUCUUAAAGCUAUUUAGACAAAACAUUGAAUGAGCUGAAAACAACUGCUUCAGUAAUUAGGAAAGUACGUCUUUAUAAUGUUGUCUGUCAUAUGCAAUUGAAUGUAUGUAAUACUCAGGUACCAUGAUUUUUUUUACCAUAGAAAAGCCAUAUUAAUCCCAUUAGUCAUGACAAGUAGCAUUUUAAAUUAAAAGCUUUCUAUGAGGCUCUUGAAAGUGAUCCCAUUGUUUUCCUGUUUUAAAAUAAUAUUUUAUGCUCUUUAAUUCCACUUCUGCCAAUGUAAUGUUUCCAUUUUGUUACUGAAUAAAUAAACUUGGUACAUAAAAUUCUUGGCAA
This is a messenger RNA of Sus scrofa (pig), 3074 nucleotides long. It is a transcript of the gene LPCAT2, whose product is annotated as lysophosphatidylcholine acyltransferase 2. Gene Ontology annotation, molecular function: lysophosphatidic acid acyltransferase activity; 1-acylglycerophosphocholine O-acyltransferase activity; calcium ion binding. NCBI's taxonomy places the organism in Eukaryota, Metazoa, Chordata, Mammalia, Artiodactyla, Suidae. The record is from RefSeq and is a predicted model, not a curated record. Gene Ontology annotation, cellular component: endoplasmic reticulum.